AGGAGAACGCGAAAGUGCAUUGAAUGAUAUGUACAGUGAAGAAAUGGUAAAUCAGAGUCAUCAGCAUCGGAAGUUAUGUACAACGAAAUUAAGUAUAGUACACGAGGGGAGGGGGACGCUAUGUACAUGCAAGUUAUGGUACAAGAUGCCAUCGUGUUAGGAAUGCCAAACUGCCCCCAAACCCAUGCAGAAGAACCUCCCUGGUGUGAAGCGGUAUUGGUGACAGCGUGUCAUGCAGUUCGAACACAAUGGAACGAACUUGCAUUACGGUUACAUUGUCGCAGAACAGGGACAGUGUUAUAUCGAUUCCGUGCCGAGGAUACAACGAGGGAAUUGAGACUGUCCGAACGAUGGGCAAUAGCCCACCACGUGUUCAAAGAGGGUCAUACAGGCAGAUUGAGAGGGUUCCCAAGUGUCGUGGAAUUAGCAAUCAGAGGCAAAGUCAUUAUAACAACGAACUUAGACACCGACAUCGAUGUGGUGAAUGGAAUUCAAGGGCAGAAAGUUGGAAUAUGGGCUGAUCCGAGUUGCGCUCUAGUGAAAUUAGAGUGAUAUCGAAGUUCGGAAAUAGAAGAGCUGGGAGAGUCAACAUUUCCUAUCCAACGAACAUUCAAGGUAAACAUGCACAAUGGAGACAAGAAAGUGAUCAAAAGGAGACAGAUAACGAUGGAUGUUGCUUACGCUUUUACAGAUUAUCGAGUGCAUCGGUAUGCCCUUGGGAGGGACCCUUACACCAUUUAACGUGUACGUCACAUUGUCAAGAGCUCGAGGACAUGCCAAUGUACGACUGCUUCAAGACUUCAAGGACACAU
Molecule: messenger RNA, 812 nt
Organism: Cantharellus anzutake
Lineage: Eukaryota; Fungi; Basidiomycota; Agaricomycetes; Cantharellales; Hydnaceae
Exons: 2
Coding region: 76-552 (158 amino acids)
Source: RefSeq, a predicted model, not a curated record